Molecule: messenger RNA, 855 nt
Organism: Daldinia loculata
Lineage: Eukaryota; Fungi; Ascomycota; Sordariomycetes; Xylariales; Hypoxylaceae
Product: tannase and feruloyl esterase-domain-containing protein
Exons: 1
Coding region: 1-708 (235 amino acids)
Source: RefSeq, a predicted model, not a curated record
AUGUGGGAUGGCCCCAGCUUCUCCAAUGGUGAUUUCAUGUGGUAUGGGUAUGAAGUCGGAUCCGACCUAGCGAAAAUUGCCGCAACGACCUGUGAUGAGAAUGGGGAGUGUAUCCCCGAUGGCAGAGAACAGCUCCAUGCAAUGUAUCAAGGCUUUAUUCUAAGGGACCUAUCUACCAAUAUUACGAAAGUCACACACGAGGAGUUCGACUACAUGUUCCGUACCUUACAGCGAAUAUUCAGCUCAUCGAUGGCUGCAACCGAUCCUGAUCUCGCAGACUUCAAAAACGCGGGUGGUAAGAUGAUCACAUACCACGGCCUAGCAAGUACCCCUUUCUAUAUAUACUUCAAUCUUGACAAACGCUACUAUGGAAAACAGGCCGAUGAAGCCAUUACACCGGCCAGUACAUUGAAAUACUACAAGCAAGUAAUGAAACUAGACAACGCAACUUCUGAUUUCUUCCGUUACUAUCGCAUCCCCGGACUCGCGCAUUGUUGGGGAGGCGCCGGAGGUCAGCCUGGGAGUAUGUUCGACCAGCUACGGCUGUGGGUAGAGAAUGGAACGGCUCCCGAGGCAAGUCCCGUUAAAAUACAACAGUCAGGCAAUACGACGAGGGAUGAGAUUAUAUGUCCGUAUCCUAAGAAGGCGACUUUCGAGAAGGCCUGUACGAAUUCUACUUCUACUGCAGAAUGCUGGUCAUGCGAAUAAGCAUUAAGCACACUAAGGAGGGUGAUUGAUGGACUCUAGCACGUAGAGACAGAUGUAGACUACAGCUAGGGGCUUUAAAUUUGGAUGAAUGUAGCAAACUUGUUUGCAGUUCUACACGUGGCAAAGGUACUAAUAGGUAAAGGUUCU